Molecule: messenger RNA, 4665 nt
Organism: Gasterosteus aculeatus aculeatus (three-spined stickleback)
Lineage: Eukaryota; Metazoa; Chordata; Actinopteri; Perciformes; Gasterosteidae
Gene: fam13a
Product: family with sequence similarity 13 member A
Biological process (GO): signal transduction
Source: RefSeq, a predicted model, not a curated record
GGGGGAGAUGAAGAGGGAGGAAGAGAAAGAGACGAGCUCUAACGUGCGCUCGUGCGUCAGUCCGCCGGUACUGACAGCCUUUUCUUACCCCCCCGGCACGUGGACUAUUUGCCUUGUGUUUUUGGAGUAUAACGAUGGCACAUUUUAAAGCGAAGGGGAGACACACUGGGAAGACUCCCGGAGCAGAGUGAGAGGAGACGGCAGCAGUUUCUCCCCCCUCAUCGCUGCUGCCUCUGCAGGCAUUUCUUCUUCCUGAGGAGGAGAAUGGGGGCCGGAGCUCUGACCAUCUGUCACAACAAGACAGCGGUUCAGAUUAAAGAAGACAUGAAGAAGAUGGUCAGGACGCCGGCACUGCGACCGCUGGCAGCGACGGCCGCGUACACCCGGCUGUUUGGAGUGUCCCUGUUUGAGCUGCGGGAGAAGGGUCUGCUGGAGGAUGGUGUGCCUCUGGUGUUGAGGAGGAUGGUUGAGCACAUCCGCGAGCAUGCUUUGCAUCAGGAGGGUCUGUUCAGGGUGAACGGGAACGUGCGUGCCGUGGAAACCCUGAAGCAGCGUCUGGAGAGCGGCGAGGACGUGGACCUUCUCGCUGAGUCUGAUUCAUCUACGGUGGCCAGCUUGCUCAAACGGUACCUGAGGGACCUGCCAAUGGGUCUGGUAGACCCGACCGUCCAACAGGCGCUGAUACAGCAUUACCAAGAGUGCGGCGAUGAUGUAUCUUCGUCAGAUAUGAGAGACCUGCUCCAGCAGCUUCCAGAUGUUCACCUCAGCCUGCUGCGGUACCUCUGCCACUUCCUCACCCUCGUGGAUCGCAACCACAAAGAAAACCGCAUGACGGCCCUCAACCUCGCCACUGUGUUUGGACCCAGCGUCUUCCACGUGGGCCCUGGAUUAGAAGCAAUGAGGGACCAGAAUAUCUGUAACAAGAUUAUGGUCAAGUUCAUCCAGAACUACAGCCAUCUGUUUGAGAUCGCCGGAGACACCGAAGGCCGCGCGGACAAACCGUCAACCUUUGUCACUCUCAAGGAGGUCAAUAUGACCGAUGCAGACACAAUGAAGUCACCCGGUGACCUCGACGCAAACCCACCGACACCGGCUCCCAGGACGAAGAAGGGACAAAAGAACCCACCGCAAAAUGCAGAAGUUCUGAACAAAUCCUCCACUAAUGCUCCGAAGGCAAGGCCGAGGAAAAACAAGGUGAAGAAAGGGUCGAGCGGCCGCAUGGCUGCAGUCACCCCUGACCCCGGCCACUCGGCUUGGUCGCCCAACGCGAGGUCCCUCUCCAUACCAAUCAUUUUACCGCUGACCUCGGCGCUGAGAAGCCCCGGUCCGGAGCCAAUGGAGACGGCUCGCCAACAAGCCCCAGACACACUCGGCCACCUCGACGCCAACCCCUCCGGCGACGCGGAGGCCGUCAGCAGUACCCUCCUCUCUCCUGCCCACUUCAGACCAGAUGUAGGAAAUUUCCUGGACAGGACGAUCCGUUCGGCGGUGGUGCAGCACCUCUUCGAUGGAAACCCUUCAGGGGAUCAAAGCUCAGAGGACUGCGAGUCAACCCCACGUCCAGCACCUCCGAGGCCAUCUGCCCGACAGAGACGUCGGCACCACAGGGAGCAACAGGAGGAGGGGCUGAGACUCAAGGGAAGGAACCGCAGGACCGCGUCCGACCGAGCCGACACCAACAAGGAGAACAUCCCCCUGAGCAGUGGGAGCAGUGGGAGCAGUGGGAGCGGAGCAGGGGAGGACACGGGCAGCAGCGUGGACUCGCGGGGAGGCCAGAGUGGCACUCACACGGAAUGUGUUUGUGAGAGACCCGAAGCAAACCACAUGGAGAGAUCCGACAGAGAGAAUAAAAUUUCCAGAAAACGCGCGAUUCCUUUUCGUCAACAGACGCUCAGGAUGAAGAUCCAGGAGUCGCCCGUCGCGUGCGACGCGGGGAGGGUCGGCGGCGGCGGAGAGGCGCGAGGCUCGGACCAGGAGCGCGAGGAGGUGCCUCGCCUGGACCUGACGGCGCUCACCGAGGAAAACAACUGGGGAGAUUCUCCGUUCUUUAACGCCCCCUUUCUUGAUUUCAAAACCAUUUUUCAUCCAAGUUGUUGUGAUGAGCCGGUCCCAGCGUGCCCGCAAAUGCAGAGGGAGAGCAUGGACCGCGAGGAGGCCCGCCUGUCCCCUCACGCCGGGGGGCGUCUGAUCCGCCAGCUGGUGGAGGAGGACAGCGACCCGAUGCUGUCGCCACGUUUCUACGGCUACGGACAGUGCCAGCAGUACCUGGACGACACCGAAGUGCCUCCCUCGCCUCCAAACGCACACUCGUUUGUCAGUCGCAGGAGGAGCUCGUCCCUCGGCUCCUGCGACGACGACCGAGAGGAGCUGACGUCCGCUCAGCUCACAAAGAGGAUCCACGUGCUGAGGAAGAAGAUCCACCGGUUUGAGGAGAGGUUUGAAGAGGAGCGUAAAUACAGGCCCUCCCACUGUGAUAAAGCUGAAAACCCAGAGGUGCUGAGAUGGGUUAAUGAGCUGGCUAAGCUUCGCAAAGAGCUAAAAGAAAGCAAGCUGAUGAAGUCGGAGGAAGACCUGCCGCCUCUGACCCGCCAGCGCAGCAACACGCUGCCCAAAAGCUUCGGCUCGCAGCUGGAGAAGAAACCCCCGCAGGAGAAAGCGCCGAAGCCUCCGGUGGAAAGCAGCCUGGAGACGAUCCUGAAGAAGCUGCAGGAGAAGAGAGAGGACGUUAACCGUCCAGAAGACAUCAAGGACAUGACACGGGAGCAGAUCGGAGCGGAGAAGGUCGCGCUGCAGAAGGCUCUUCUCUACUACGAGAGCAUACACGGUCGACCAGUCACCAAGAGCGAGAGGCAAAUCAUGAAGCCGCUGUACGACCGGUAUCGUCUGGUGAAGCAGAUCCUGUGCAGAGCCUCCACCAUCCCCGUCAUUGGCUCUCCGUCCAGCAAGCGCAGAGGGCCCCUCCUUCAGCCAAUUAUCGAGGGCGAAACCGCACUCUUCUUCGAUGACAUCAAGGAGGAGGAGGACGGCUCGGAGGACGACGGAGACUCAAAGACGCAGUUCAGCGUGACGGCCCCGCCGGACGCCAGCGUGCUGGGCUUCCUGGACCACGCGGAGGAGGAAGCGGACGGGUUUAUUUCACCCGUGGACGAACUAUCGCCCUCUAAGCACAUGACGGACAUGAGGCUGUCCAACCUGCACGCCGCCACCGCGGAGGAACUUGUGGAGCAACUUCAAGAGACCCGAGAGGAGAAGAAGAGACUUCGCAAGAACCUGAAAGAGUUUGAGGAACAAUUCUUUAGACAAAAUGGAAGAAAUGUGCAGAAGGAGGACCGCUCCCCCUUGGCAGUGGAGUACAACGAAUACAAGCACGUAAAAGCCAAACUGCGGCUGCUGGAAGUUCUCAUCAGCAAAAGAGAGUCUACGAAAUUAACCUGAGACGACGACAGCAACAACAAAAAGAGACCAUUAAAUGACUUCAGAGGGACAAAUGUAUCCCACCAGGUUUGAGAAAAAUGGCUGAUUUUCAUCACAGAGGACAUCUGUGUCCGCUGGUGUUUCUGGCCGAGGGGAAACCGUUGACCCGCUGGGUUUUUCGGUGGGGAGUCGCCGACUCUUGACGGCGUCACAGUCACCUCAGCAUUUUCCUUUCAACAAACACCUCUCCUUCCCAAGAGGACGUUCCAUGAGACGCACUCAAACAUAAUGAAUUAGUUUUAUUGCUAAUAAUUUAUUUCUAUAUUUUUGAAAUGUUUUUAUUGUAAAACAAAUGUUAUUUUUCUGACGCUUUGCUGUAGAAGUCUUAAAGAAAAUCGUUGUAAGUAAAAUACUAGAUAUGAAAUGUAUUGCUGUUUGGAAAGAAGGAUUUUUGACAUCUGUGUAUUUUUGUAAGGGAGACUUUACCAUUUGUAUAACUUUAAUCAGCGUAUUCAGUUAAUGAAUAGCUUUCUCUUUUCCUGUUUUGACCGUCAUAUAAUAUCCAAAACAAACCCUUGCUUCUUCUCUUGAAGUUAUUGUUCAAGUGGUUUCUAUCGAUAAUACAACCCAAAGACUCCGAAUACAAACUACUAACCAAAAUAGCUCAAUCUCAAUAAAACAACUAUUUUUACUGACAAAUUAUUUUUGUGAUCACUGGUACUUUUAACUGUAUAUCUUCUGCAUUGACACCCCCCUCCUCCCCCCCAUUUACUUCCUAUCAAAUAAGCUAUUUCUUCUUGAAAUCUGUUGUGUCUUUGCUCACAUUCAUAGACGUAGACAAACGUUUGUGAGGCGACUGGAGGAAAGCAGAUUUUUUUUUGUUUUUUUUCUUCUCAUCCUCCUUAGCGAUUGUUUGCUUCUUUUGUAAAUAUUGAUCACUUUUGUAUGUUUACUUUCUGUGAGCGAGUACAUUUUCCCUUUCUUUCUCCGAAAUGGAUGAUUUUAUCAGUGUGAAUUUUGUUUUUACUGAAUGUAAACACUGGCAAGGCUUAAUGAAUUUUAAGUGUGUACAUUUUAGUACAUAAAUUGUAUUUGUAUUUUGUAUAUAAUAUGAAUGAAAUCAUAUUUUUAAGAGUUCUCAGCUGUGUGGCCUUCCUCCGUGUAUCUGUUUUCACCUCAGUUUGAGGUGAAACAAAGAAUGUUUGCCGUAUUUAACUAUUUUUGGCUGGACAAAUAGAUAACUUUAAUUGA